AUGGCCCCACGAGCAAGCAAGCGCACGAAGAACGAGCGCGCACCGUCGCCAACGCGCGCGGCCUCGGGAACACUUCCUCAAAGCCGCCUGUUCGCACCCUUCCGCGCGCUGGGAUAUGUGUCCGACCACGUCCCGUUCUCGAUGUUCGUGCACACCCCCAAGGGAGCACUCGCGAAGCCAACAGUGCACGUGGCGACCAGCGUCGGCCGGAGCUGGCUCCUGUGGGAUGCUGAGCGGAUGACGCUUCUGUUUGCCGGACCCGAUGCUGGCGCGCCGAUUGUGAGCCUCGCGCAGACGGGCACGGAGGUGUUUGCGUCCGCGGGUGCGCGGGUGAUCAAGUAUUUCCGUGGAAAGGAGGCCGCCGAGUACCUCUCUCCCAAUGGGGAAGAGCUUGGCCAGAUCUUGCUCUUUGGCGAGCAGAUCCUCGCCCUCAAGGCCGACGGGUCGGGGCUCCUCGUGUGGAACAUUGCGAGCUCGGAGCUGGACAACGAAAUCACGUUCCACUCGAGCUUCACCGCAACGACGGUCAUGCACCCCGCGACGUACCUCAACAAGGUGGUAGUCGGGAGCCAGCAGGGCGAGCUGCAGCUGUGGAAUAUCCGUACUGGAUCGCUCAUCCACACCUUCCCCGCGCCGUCGUCCGCGUCGCCAGUGACGACGAUCGUGCAAGCGCCCGCUCUGGACAUUGUUGGCGUCGGGUACUCGGAUGGCGACAUUCGCGUUCUCGACCUCAAACAUGGCAACCUCGUGAUGCAGAUGCGUAUGGACGAGGGAUCCGUCACCGGCCUGUCGUUCCGCAUGGACGGGACGCCAAUCCUCGCAUCUGCGUCGUCAGCUGGCGCCAUCGCGAUCUGGGACCUGAGCAAGGGUGGGCGGGUGCUGCACACGCGCCGGAGGUCGCACGAGCAGGCGGUGAACGGACUGGAGUGGGUGCAGGGCCAGCCAUUGCUGGUCAGCUCGAGCGCAGACAAUAGUGUUAAGCAAUGGCUCUUCGACUCGCCAACAGCGGAGCCACGGCUGCUGAAGUUGAGGACAGGACACCACGCGCCGCCCUCGUGCAUUCGCUACUACGGAGAAGACGGGAAGCAGAUCCUGACGGCUGGCCGCGACCGCGCGUUGCGGUACACGUCCGUCGUCCGCGACUCAAGAAGCUACGAGCUCUCGCAAGGUUCGUUGAUCAAGAAGGCGAUCGGGCUUGGCGUCUCCGUGGACAACCUCAAAUACCCACCCAUCACUGCAAUGUCCUCCUCUUCAAUCCGGUCGAAGGACUGGGAGGAUGUCCUGACGGCGCACGCUGAAGACGCAUCGGCGCGGACGUGGCGGGUCGCUGACAAGCGUCUGGGGCAAUGGGAGUUUGACGUGGUCGACGGCGACGUGCAGGCCGUGUGUGUGUCAGCAUGCGGUAACUUCGGCCUGGCAGGCUCAUCAACGGGCGAGAUUCGCAUGUGGAACAUGCAAAGCGGCAAGGAGCGGAAGAGCUUUGCGCUCUCUGGUCCUCCUCAGGGGGACAGCAAGCCGAAGGUCAUGCAGCAGGGCAAGAAGAAGGCCAAGAAGGCGGGGAAGAAGACGAUCGAGGCGAUCACGGGCCUGGUUACGGACGCGUUGAACACGGCCGUCGUGGCGAGCACGCUCGAGGGCAAGCUCUACUUCUUCGACUUCCAUACCACCGUGCGUGUGGAGGUGAUGGAGCUGGACAGCUCGAUUACCGCGCUCGAGCUUCAGCGUGACAGCGGCCUGCUCGCUUGUGUGUGCGACGACUUGGUUGUGCGGUUGGUCGACAUCGAAACACGUCGCGUCGUGCGUGAGCUGCGCGGGUUCAAGGGCCGCAUCCUCGACGUUGCUUUCACACCUGACUCGCGCUGGCUCUUAGCCACCUCGCUCGACUCGACGGUGCGCACGUUCGACAUCCCGACUGGCCGGCUCGUCGACGCGUUCCGCGUGCCGUCCAUUGCGACGUCCCUCACCUUCUCGCCAACUGGCGACUUCCUCGCCACCUCGCACGUCGACAGUCUUGGUGUGCAUCUCUGGGCCAACAAGGCGCAGUUCAGCGACAUCGCCCUCCGCCACAUCCCCGAGGACGAGGAUGUGCCCGAGAUCGCCCUGCCAUCCGUGCAAGGGGUCGACGACGCGGCACUGGCUGGCCUUGAGCCCGUGGGCGCACCAGAGUACACGGACGUGUACACGACGCCAGACCAGCUUGCCGAGGGCCUGCUGACCCUGUCGCUCCUCCCCCGCGCGCGCUGGACAACACUCUUGAACCUCGAGACGAUCAAGGCACGCAACAAGCCCAAGGAGCCACCCAAGGCGCCCGAGGCCGCGCCUUUCUUCCUCCCCACCGUAUCUGGCCUUGAGCCUCGCUUCGACAUCGCCGCAGCGCAGACCGAGGACUCGAGCUCGCGCUUCGCCCCUGCUGCCAGCUUCAUGGAGAGCGAGUUUACGCGCCGCCUGGCGCGCGAGGACGAAGGCGGCGACUACGGCGCCUUCUUCGAGUACAUCAAGGCCCUCUCGCCGAGUGCCGUCGACCUCGAGAUCCGCUCGCUCGUGUCGCUCGACCACCUUGGCGCAUUCAUGGGCGCGCUGCUCGGCCGCCUGCGGAGCCACAGGGAUUUUGAGGCCGUUCAGGCUUUCCUGACCGUUUUCCUGACAGUGCACGGCGACGUGCUCAUCGCCAACGCCGAGCUGAGGGGAACACUGGAGCAGCUGGACGCCGCACAGAAGAAGGAGGGCGCGAGGUUGGCCGAGCUGCUGUCGUACUCGCUUGGCACGCUGUCAUUCCUGCGCUCGUAG
Messenger RNA from Cutaneotrichosporon cavernicola, 2787 nucleotides. RefSeq lists its product as uncharacterized. The transcript is spliced from 5 exons. Gene Ontology annotation, biological process: rRNA processing. Lineage: Eukaryota; Fungi; Basidiomycota; Tremellomycetes; Trichosporonales; Trichosporonaceae. Gene Ontology annotation, cellular component: small-subunit processome; Pwp2p-containing subcomplex of 90S preribosome. The record is from RefSeq and is a predicted model, not a curated record. Bases 1 to 2787 code for a protein of 928 amino acids. Gene Ontology annotation, molecular function: protein binding.